Molecule: messenger RNA, 333 nt
Organism: Anopheles moucheti
Lineage: Eukaryota; Metazoa; Arthropoda; Insecta; Diptera; Culicidae
Gene: mRpL33
Product: 39S ribosomal protein L33, mitochondrial
Exons: 3
Coding region: 136-333 (65 amino acids)
Biological process (GO): translation
Cellular component (GO): mitochondrion
Source: RefSeq, a predicted model, not a curated record
CUGCAAUUUGUUCCUGAAUGCAUUUAGUAAACAUUGGUGGACUUUCCGGUCAGUUCUUUUGCCUUGCCUGGGAGAAAAACCGGCAAUUUGCCACCCAUUUUGUGCGUAAUUCAAUAAAACCAGCCCGCCGCCAACAUGUUCCUGACCAACAUUUUGCUGAAGAAAGCAAAAAGCAAGAACAUUCUCGUGCUGAUGGAAAGUGCGGUCAGUGGACAUCAGUUUUCAAUGAUCCGAGAGCGGCUGGCGGACAAGCUGGAAUUGCAACGCUUUGAUCCGUACAUCCAAAGAAUGUCUCUGUACCGAGAGCGCAAACGGCUGCGAAGUUUGAACUAA